GUAGGUACUACUGGUGAAAAUCGAAUUAUCGUUGAGACUAUCUGAGAAACACAGUCUCAGUAAUGAAUGUAAAAUUGCGUGAUUUGUGUGUAUUUGAAGAAUUUUUGAAAUGAUUUCAACUUUAACCAAUCUGAAAAUAAUUUAAUAGAGAUUUUACUGUUUACAGAUAAGAUAUUCUAAAAAUCGGACAUCAUGUCCGUAUUGGCGCUGCUGGAAAAUUUCAAGCCGAUAGUAAAAGCUUUCAGUGUAGUCGAAAAACCGAUCACAGACAAUACAAUUUUUCGACUUCAUUACAGAAUAACAACGAUAAUUUUUUUCGUUUGCUGCGUAUUUGUGACAGCUUAUUCUUUAUUUGGCGAUCCAAUUCAAUGUGUAGGAUCUGACGACGAGGGAACGACAAAAGUUGCGACUACUUAUUGUUAUUUGGGAUACACAUAUACCCUACCGAAUAAUCAACACAGUAAUGUAAAGUUAUCCGGAAUAGGCGAACACAUAGAUGGAGAGAAAAAAUAUCAUAAUUAUUAUCGAUGGAUUCCAAUAAUGUUGUUUUUACAAGGCGCCUUAUUUUACAUACCACAUUGGAUUUGGAAAAACUGGGAGGACAAAAGAAUCAGCCAAUUCACCGCAAACAUAAGAGGUCCUAUAUCAGUAGUCAAGCAAGAACACGUGAAGAGGCUGAAGGAAUUGGCGAGAUAUUUCGCGGUCGAAUCCCUGCAUACGCACAAUACAUACGCGUUAAUGUACUACUUUUGCGAAUUUCUCAACUUCAUCAACGUGAUAUUGAAUAUGGUCUUAAUCGAUUCAUUCCUAAACGGCGAAUUCAUCACAUACGGCACCAGAGUAUUGCAAUUCACCGAAACCAUUCAAGAAAACAGAACAGAUCCGAUGAUCGAAAUUUUUCCGCGAAUAACCAAAUGUGACUUUCACAAAUAUGGUUCCAGUGGAACCGUUCAAACACACGAUUUCAUGUGCAUCCUAGCUUUGAACAAUCUUAACGAGAAAAUUUAUAUUUUCUUGUGGUUUUGGUUCAUCUUUUUAGCCUGCAUUUCGCUUUUUCCCAUCUUACGCAGUGUAGCACUUUUCCUAUCACCUUACGUUCGCGAUAAAGUUUUAAAGAUGCAUUACUCUUCUAAAGACAAAUAUAGAAUAGAAGAAGUUGUGCAGAAAAGUCAAAUAGGAGAUUUCUUCGUAUGGGAUUUAUUGGGCAGAAAUUUGUGCUCAAAGUACUAUCGCGAGUUCAUCAAUGAGCUGCAUGCGUUGUUAAUCUACAAAAAUGGUUCUGAAAAAAACUUCGAAGAUGUGCCAGAAAAUGGUACAACUUAUGAGGAAACGAUGUGUGCAAGGCGCUAUAUCGUAUAUGAGUAAUAAUAUGUGAUGUUGUUAGGUAUCUUUGAAUUAUUAAAUGCGACAUUUUUAUACAA
This is a messenger RNA of Planococcus citri (citrus mealybug), 1421 nucleotides long. RefSeq names its product innexin inx3-like. Gene Ontology annotation, biological process: phototransduction. The transcript has 7 exons. The record is from RefSeq and is a predicted model, not a curated record. Gene Ontology annotation, molecular function: gap junction channel activity. Bases 193 to 1365 code for a protein of 390 amino acids. Gene Ontology annotation, cellular component: gap junction; plasma membrane. NCBI's taxonomy places the organism in Eukaryota, Metazoa, Arthropoda, Insecta, Hemiptera, Pseudococcidae.